UUUAAACGCUUUGGGCUUAACUACUCUGUAAUCGACACAACUUUCAAAAAUGUUGAGAAGAGUCCAUACCAGCUUUCACGACUUUGCAGAAAAUCAAUUUUCAAACGCAACUGUCAUUUCCCCCCAAUACGACGGCGUAAGUGACGACAUUUACAGCUGCGAUGAAUUCCGCAUGUACGCGUACAAGAUCAAGAUGUGCACCAGGACCCGCAGCCACGACUGGACCGAAUGUCCUUUCGCGCACCCCGGCGAGAAGGCCCAGCGACGCGACCCUCGCAAGGUGUCCUACAUGGCCAUCCCGUGCCCUGCCUUCCGCGACGGUACUUGUCACAAGGGAGAAAGGUGCGAGUUCGCACACGGCGUGUUCGAGUACUGGCUUCAUCCGGCAAGGUAUCGCACGCGCGCCUGCAUUGCGAAUCGUUUUUGUCAACGCAAAGUCUGUUUUUUCGCUCACACUCGCGAGCAGCUCCGGCCCGAGACCAAAUACAAGUGUCUUUACAGUUACCAGGCCCGAAUCAACGUGAACAGCGGAAACCCCGAAGGGUCGGGGAUGCGAUCGGUUGGUGUAGAUUGCGCCAGUACUUCAUCGCCCAGACCAGUGUCGCCAAUGAGGGUGCUGAAUAAGGACUGUUUGGAAGAGGUCACGGACUUCUUGAGGAGUUUGAGUGGGUUGAAGAUUAGGGCUGGUGAUGGAAUGGAGAAACCCAAUGGUGGGAUUAAGGGGCCGGAAUCGGAUCCGGGAAAGCCAAAUAUUGAUUGGAUUUCAGAUUUGGUGAAAGAAAUGGAUCGGAGUGAAUAAGCCAAAUAUCAUUGGAUUACUGUUUUGUGUGUAUAGACUGUUCAAUGGUGAGAUUUGGCAGGAGUUCUCAUUGCAAUAAAUGUGAAUUUAGCUAAUUGCAUGUAAGCUGUUGUGUUUCGUGUAUUAUUAAGUGUAUGUAUCGUUUAAAUAAUGAAGCAAA
Molecule: messenger RNA, 959 nt
Organism: Tripterygium wilfordii
Lineage: Eukaryota; Viridiplantae; Streptophyta; Magnoliopsida; Celastrales; Celastraceae
Product: zinc finger CCCH domain-containing protein 54-like
Exons: 1
Coding region: 50-799 (249 amino acids)
Molecular function (GO): metal ion binding
Source: RefSeq, a predicted model, not a curated record